AUGCCCACAGUACGAGGUCCAAGCUGGUGCGCACUUCAAUCCUCUUGCGCCUGCUAUCGUCGUAUUUUAUCUACAAACAUGGUUUGCCUGAUCUUGGCUCGUGGUGAUUCGCUUCGAGGAGCAAACGUCCUUGGUCCAAAUUCGAACGCGAACCCGACACUCUCACCAAGAGAUUUCGGUUCUAAAGGGAAGAAGGAUCCCUUGUCAGCGACAAACUUCUAUACCGCUACGCAGGCAGCGGCCAAUCUCCAAGUGCCGAUGGUGAGACGAGUCUGGGAGGCGGGCAGCAAAUGUGCCGACCAUUCCAAACCAUCACUUCUAGAUGAAUGUGGAUCUGGAGCAGAUGGCAGGCAGCGUCCUGAUUCCCGGCUUUGCGUUCGAAAAGCAUCUGGUGCCUCCUCUACGCCCUUGCGCUCCAUAGCACUGGCACUAUCACCGACCGUCAUCGCCCAUCGUCGCGAAAUCAUGCUGGAACUCCUGCUCAACGAUAGAGCUCCACUCGGUCUCAUUUCCGUGACCCAAAAAGUACCUUGGCGAGAACUAGGAACGGAUACAGCGGUCGGGACUUUAGCAUCUGAAAUCGCUGAUCUAGAUCAUAAGCCGAAUCUUUGCGACAGCAUUCUCCGCACAAGGACGCAAAAGUAUCCCGACUUCUUGGAAGUUUCGUUGACAUCACCGAGGCCGUUGACGCUUUCAACUCUUAUCUCCGAGGGUGUCAACUGCGGUGAUGAAGAGCGAGCUCGAAGACGGAAUCCCCAGACAGAGAUUACCACUUCAGGAUCUCUUGGGUUCCAAACAUACCAUGUUACCAAAACAUGUGUGAAGAUGCGAAACGACCAAUGCCGAGGCAGAAUGCGCAGAACUCCCCCGGCUUCUUUGUGGGCCCAAGAUUGCUGGAGGCUUUGGUCUCUUCUCUUGGAUAUCGCAGCGAGACAACACUCAAACGACGUCGUCAAUGGGACAGGUGUCUCAACAUUAUGGAUAUCAAUAACAUAUCCGCCACAACCAGUACUCAUAUAUGGGAAGUCCAUGGCGAGAAUUCUCCACUCUGGCCUAAGCGAACUUCCCCCAGUUACCUCCCAAUCAGAAAAUAAGCCUCUACUUAAUGAUGCGUCGGGAAACUCAGUCUGCGAUCCUGCGGUUCGACAAUGCGCAGAAGUUAAAAUUUAUGAUUGGAAAUCCAUUUCAACCCAUAUAUUUCGAGUUUCAACAGCUGUAGCGACAUCUGCGGACAAAGAAUUCGUUAAUUAUGGGAACUUCUCUAGUGAUAAAAAUAUUUUCGGACAUUGUCUUAUGCUGUCUGAUAGUUUUACGGGGACUUGGAACCAACAUUUCUUAAAUAUGUACGAGGAUUUGCCGGAGAGAAAGACUUCCCAAAGGAAGCUGACCAAAAUGGAACAUGGAUAUAAACACUUUUCACAGUUCAUACUCCUCCCACUCCUCACGAUACGCUACCCUGAAUUACUAAAAAAGCCCAUGGAAGAAUACGAUGGAUUAUGUCGUUGGGCUGCGGAAUCCUCGACCUGCAUAAAAAAUCAGUUCAAAAAGUCCAUGGAGACUGAAGCACGCGGCAAGCACACUGAAAGAUCUAGAACAUAUCGACUAAAACUUGCUUCCACCAAAAGAUAUAUAUCAGCAAAGAAUUAUGAAGCCAAACAUAUGAGUGGAGCCGGGCCCGGCCCAUCCAGCUUCUCGAAAAAUACGAGAAUCAUCUUGCAUGUCGGCAGUGCACUUCGCGGGCUUCGUCAACCACCCUCUCUCUUCAAACGAUUCGGCUCUGUGUUGUCCGGGACUCGACAUGCGUUAACUCUCGAAGUUAUGUGGGGAAUCUGGAAUGCGUUUAGCAACAUGGAAUGUCCAUUUCCCACAUUCCAGAAAAAUGGCUCUUCCAAAUUGAGACAAACUCCUGGAGUAAAAAUCGAAAGUUCCCGUGUCAUGGGCUCUCGGAAUCCUGGUUUUAAAAUCUGUUUUCGUACUCUCGUGUGCUCCGGUUUAGAGACUUCGGACGAUGUUGAGAGAUGGAAAGAUCAUCAAAAUCAUGCUUGCGAGAGAGCUUAUGGACCCCUACUGCGGAGGUGGGUGAAUAAUGAACUAAGAUUUACUGAUGAAGAACCUGAGGGCGGAGGACAAGUCUCUAAAUCCAUGGAAAAAGGCGGACCUAGCCAACUCGCCGACUUCCCCUGGAAUACGAACACCUUAAUGGCUCCUAUUUUCGUUCUUACCGCGAGCUCGAACGAUCUUUGCACAGUUUAUCUCUUCCUUGCUUUACUCGUUGGAGGACCCAGAGGCCCCCUUCCUGCUUAUCUUGCAUAUUCGCCACUCUUUAUUCUCAAGAGUCCUGGAAAAUGGACACAAUUGGAGGGAUGGAAUGUUGUAAUUUUGAAUGAUGAUGAUUUUCAUCACAUAUACUUCAUGCUCCCUAUGCCAUAUGCCCAGAACCGCUGUAUGCCAUGUGUGAAAUAUGCUCUUCCCACUCCUCCAAAAUUCCUAGAAUAUAUAUCUCGAACUUGUGCCAAAAUUUCUAGAAUAGGUACCAUAUGCUUUAAUUCAACUCAAACUGACUUGCAGCCAUCUAGAAGACAAUACAAUAUACAAGGCCUUGUGUUUGAACUGGUGGCCAGGGCCCUUAUAUCAAUUCCUAAAUGGUGUCUAUUCAAAACCUAUGCCGCUAAAACUCCUCGUUGUCUUAGAAAUCAUAUUCACAGUGGCGUAAGCUUUGAGAUUACAAAUUUGAUACUCGACUUUCACAUAUGUAAUUACCGUAAAGUCCAGUCUAAAUCGGCGGUGGUCAUUAUCAACAGUUCGCGGAAUAUCAUCAAGGCUAACGCGCAGGCCACAAUCUCGAAUCUUUCACCUUUCAUCAGCGACCUACCGUACCAAGCUAUCUCUUUCACUCACCUCGCCUUACCUCUCCCGCUCAACCAUCUCUACCUCUACUUUUCCAGUCCUGAAUAUUUAAUCACUAACGAAACUUCAAGCCAUAGAGCUGCCAUGUCUCUCAUCUCUUAUCCCGCAAAAUGUGUGUCUCUCCACAAAAAUGUGUGCAAGAGUUCAAGCUGGCUUAAUACGCUCAAGCUGGAUCCCUAG
Molecule: messenger RNA, 3087 nt
Organism: Lindgomyces ingoldianus
Lineage: Eukaryota; Fungi; Ascomycota; Dothideomycetes; Pleosporales; Lindgomycetaceae
Exons: 33
Coding region: 1-3087 (1028 amino acids)
Source: RefSeq, a predicted model, not a curated record